GCCAACAGGCAGACCCCCGAAACAAACUUGACGGUGCCAUAUCCGACAUCAACCAUAUCACAAAAUGUCUCUCGUGCGCCCAUUCUCGCGGAUAGCUGCUCGCACCACCCCUUCAUGUCCAGCAUGUGUGCGCACAUUCACCUCGUCAACGCCGCGAGCCGAAGAGCCCAAGCCAGCUGAAGAAUCUAGACCGUCCACGCGACCACCCAUCUUCGCAGGCAUAUUGGAUACUUUGAAGGCCACGGCCAGGAACAAUCCAAGCGAAGGUUCGCGAGGCCUUCAGAAUUCGAGAUCACAGGAUUUGGGCGCCAGGAGAAGCAACUACCUGAGUCGCCAAUCGAACACCAUCAGGAGCAACUCAUCGCCAGAAGCUGUUGCACAGAGUCAAGAGACACAAGAAUUCCAAAGACAGAUGACGCGCAAGUGGAAGGAGGGAGAUGUCUACGCCCCUCAUGAUCUGAGCGGCGUUGAGAUGAGCAAGUGGAGCAAGGGACAGCAGAAGGGAAGGCCAAAGAAGGAUGUCUUCGACAUGCUGAAGAUCAACCCUAUGAACCAUUACUGGAACUUCUCGAUGAUGUCUGAAUACAUGACAGAGAUGGGCAAGAUCAAGCACUCGAAAGACACAGGAUUGAGGCCCGUCAACCAAAGGAAGGUGGCCAAAGCUGUCAGAAGAGCAAUUGGCCUUGGUUUAAUGCCUAGUGUGCACAGGCAUCCUGAGAUUCUACAACCUAGAGGCUCCCUGGGCCGAUAGAGAGGUCCAUAGAUAUUUGUACAACAUGUAACACUUUCAUCGCCUCUUUGCGACUGGCAUGGUCUAGGAAGCACUUUUGGCUAGUCCAAACGACUUGGUCAACAUUUGCACGGUUGUAGAAGUAAAAUGUUACGUCGGAGAACUAACUGAUUAACAAAACUUUCAGUUCAUGUGUCUGGUAUUCUUGGAAGCUAAAAGCUGAACAAUGC
Messenger RNA from Aureobasidium subglaciale EXF-2481, 960 nucleotides. RefSeq lists its product as uncharacterized. The transcript is spliced from 3 exons. NCBI's taxonomy places the organism in Eukaryota, Fungi, Ascomycota, Dothideomycetes, Dothideales, Saccotheciaceae. The record is from RefSeq and is a predicted model, not a curated record. Gene Ontology annotation, biological process: mitochondrial translation. Gene Ontology annotation, molecular function: small ribosomal subunit rRNA binding; structural constituent of ribosome. Gene Ontology annotation, cellular component: mitochondrial small ribosomal subunit; ribosome. The coding region runs from base 65 to 751 and encodes 228 amino acids.